Molecule: messenger RNA, 4003 nt
Organism: Pygocentrus nattereri (red-bellied piranha)
Lineage: Eukaryota; Metazoa; Chordata; Actinopteri; Characiformes; Serrasalmidae
Product: ephrin-A4
Exons: 5
Coding region: 537-1151 (204 amino acids)
Biological process (GO): ephrin receptor signaling pathway; axon guidance
Cellular component (GO): plasma membrane
Molecular function (GO): ephrin receptor binding
Source: RefSeq, a predicted model, not a curated record
GCGUCGAAUCAACUGUCAACUACCAACGGCUGUGACAGAAAACCGUUUCUCUCCAUUAGCCGCGAUUAGGGAGCGACUUUUUACCCAUUACGGGAGGUUUGAAUGGAUAGACAACUGGAAAUACUUUUGAAGACGAAGGAAGUUCAGUUUUUCUUGCUUCCAAGGUGUCUCUAAGAAGUUAUUUCCUCAGGCUUGUCAAUGAAAUGUGUCAAACAGGAGGAAACGCCCGGAGCUUCUCGGAAUACGGCAGUUCUGAGUGAAAAAGGUAGCAUUUCUACCUAAACCUACCCGCUUUUCAGGCAACUUUUAACUAAGCUCGACUUUCCUGAGGUAAAUGCUUGGCUUUCAGGACUUUGGGAAUAUCUGCGAGAGCUUUUCUACUAGCAGAAGGUUCAGAAGGUGCUGAUGAAAAACUCGCCUGGCGUGCCUUCGGGUCAGCUCUUUUACCUCAGUGCCACCUAAAUACCCCAGAAUACUUCUCAAACGGAGGCCAAGAAGAAGGACUAACUAACGAUUCUCUCGGGCUGGAUGCAGCUAUGAGUUUUCCCCGGUGCCCUGGAGCUCCUAACGUCCUCACACUGCUGGUUCUGCUCAUACAUGUGCUUUCAAGCGCUUUAGCCAAGAGACACGUUGUCUACUGGAACUCCACAAACACGAGGCUGACAAGUGACGACUACUCUGUCCAGGUGAACCUGAAUGAUUACCUGGACAUCCUGUGUCCUCACUACCCACCCGACUCCCCGCUGCAGGGCCCACCGGAGACGCUGGCUCUUUACCUGGUGGCGGAGAGCCAGUUUCGGGGUUGCCAGGAGACAAAAGGGGCAAUAAAGCGUUGGGAGUGUAACAACCCCCACGCCCCCUUCGGUCCUGUAAGGUUCUCAGAGAAAAUCCAGCGCUUCACACCUUUCUCCCUGGGCUUCGAGUUCCUUCCAGGACACCACUACUACUACAGCUCCCUGUCUACAGAUGAUGGGCCCCCCCUUCCUUGCAUGAAGCUGAAAGUCAGUGUGUGCUGCACGCCCACAACGACUCGACAAAAGCAGGAACCCAGUAAGGAAACUCAAGCUCCCUACAAUGGUGCCCAUCCUGGAAGACCCAGUUCACUCCCACUCCUUUCUCUUGUCCCUCUGUUUCUUGUUCUCUUUGCAUAAUCAUUGGAAGACUCAUCCCUAAUGAAGCUAAGAACCAACAGAUACAAACAGAGCAUCGACACAUCAACGCUGACAUGACAUAAAACCUUGCAUGGUAACUUUAUAUAAGAAGGGAAACAAUGAUGUUCUAGUAGAAAAAUCCACUGAUUGAAAACAUUCUGAAUAAUUCACUUGUUGAGAUGUAUACAAAGUCAUACCGAGCGGUUCAAGGUGAAAUGGUAUAUAGCAGUAAAGCUUACCCACUAAUUUUGUUACUGUGGUGGUGAAUGGAGCCAGGGGUCAUCAUGUCUACAAUACAAAUAUAGCCAUUUUAUUUACUGUCCAAAAGCACCAGUCAACUGACACGUGUCUUCUGAGUUGAUGGUAAAAUAGUGAUAAGGUUUUUUGGGGGGGGGAUUGUUUUGCAACACCAUGCAUGUAGUUUGUGAAUGGACUUAAUCUGUAUUCAUAACCUUUUUAUGUAAUAGUUUUCAUAACCGUUUCAUAACCAUAUUAAUACAUUUGUGUGAGGGAGCUUUUAGAAGCAUUAAACACUAAUGACGUCUGGUUCCCAUCGUCACCACUGUGAACAGUUCUGACUCCAUGAAUGGAGCAUUUGACAUCAAACCACUUUAAAUGACUGUUUACAUUAAAACAGUUGAAUUUUGAAAAAUCUGCUUCGACUUUAAUGUCAGAGGCGUAAAUUUGGACCAUUUCUAUUGGUCCACUCAUCAUGAAAUAUUAACAUAACGUAAAAGGAAUGUGGUCUUAUCAAAAAGAGGUACAAGGUUUGGACUCGACAGUGACCGUAUUCAGCCUCUAGACAAAUUAGAGCUCGUGCAUGUGGAAUCUCUUCCGAUAUCCAGUGCCUUUGCACACACAUAUACCCACCUCUUCACACACCCCACUCACUCUGUCAUUUUUGGAGUGGCACUAAUCUCUCUCCCUCCAUUUCCUCUCUCGCUCUGUUCACCGGCUGCCUACACUACCCCCCACCCCCCCACUCUCCGCUAUCCGCUCCGAUAGAGCUUCAGUCUGUAACAGGCCGACACUAAUCUACCUUCAAAGAGCUGGUCCUACUGUUUCCUUUCUCUUCAUCCUUCCAUCCUUAAAAAUCAGACAUUCCUUAACUGCCCCCCCUCCACACUCCAUCGCUCUCUCUCUCUCUUCUCUUACUGUACGUUACUACUGAACUGAGCCAAAGGGGACAGGACAGCAGUGGACGCCCCUACAGCACCUGCACUGCUGAGAAAGAAGCCCAAUAAAGGCUUGCUGUCCAUGUGUCAGCUUCCAAGGAGUAAGCUGGAUUUGAACUGCUUGUCUUUUUUCUGUCAUUUUCCUCCAUGCCGCCAAAGCAAGACCACAUUACCCUCAAAUGUUUAAUAAGUGGCAAAACUGUAUUCGCGAGCUUGUACAGAAUUUCUCGUUGAGGAUUUGAGUAAUGAAACAUACCUGAGAAGAUCUCUCAGGAAAAUGGUGGAACGCUCUGGACUGAAUAGGGCUACACGCGGACCAAAUCGGAAGAAGAACGCACCACUUCCUGCUCAGCCUCCGCACCAGUCAGCAAAAAAACAAAUCACAGAAGACGCCUCACUGUUCUUUUCUCAGUAAAGCCUCACCUGAUUGGUCGAUUUGUCUGACCACUGUCGGUCAAGUCUGAAGGUAAUUGGACAGUUCACUGAGCACUUAAUCAGGUUCGGAUGAUUUCUUAGUCUUUGCUGUUGUUUUUUUAAGUUCUAAGUCAGAUUUUUUUGAGGAAAACAAGUGUAAAAUAUUUUUCUAGAGGUUUUUCCUGUUCUGUCUACGUUUGUAGAAUUAUUUGUAUAAGUACUGGCACCCUCUAGCAGACAUGAUUCUGCCUGGUUAUUUCUCUGAAUAAGGAAUAUUUUUAGGUUAGGAUUAGAUUUUUUAAAUCUGUAGUUUAUGAAAUCAAGGAACCCAUUUUUUUUGCUACUUUUUAUUGCUUCAUGUUAUGAUGAAGAAAACGUCUAACGUAUUCAAGUCCUAAAAUUAUUUACUUUACAUUCAAAAGUUUGGAAUUUUCCGCAAUAGAAAAUGACAUGUGUAAAAAAACAAUUCUUCAAAGCUAAUCUUUACAGCUUUCAAAUAAUAGGGCCCUAGAAAGCUGUAAAUGAUUGUGUCCAGAAUGAAGAACGGAGGCAUAGCAGAUUCUAAAUGGACCGAGAAAGCUGUAGCACAUCUAGAAUUGAGGUAUAAUAAAGUUAAUCAAUAUUUGGAACUAGUCAUAUUUCGGAAGUGGAGAUCAAAUUUGAUCAAACCUAAUAUUUAUCUAACUUCAGGAAAUAUUGCAUCAAACAUCUGAAAAUACCUUUUGCUUAAUAGUUUAUAAUAUAUAAAUCCACCCCAUAGGAGUUGUUAUUGUAUACAAAAUAGCAAAAAUUGUUAAUUUUCCAAGUGGUUUCAACCUAGAAUGGUAAUGUACUUCCAUUGAAAAAUAAUUUAAUGAAAUCGUUAAACACAUGUUUAUGUUCCGUAGAUUAACUGUGGCUACAAUUGUACUGCAAACUUCUAUGCAGUAAUUUCUGUAUUUUUAUUUUGGGAAGUAUAUUGGAUGUGAAGGUUUCCUCCAUUUGUAUGGAAUAAUUACAAAUUCUAUUUUGAAUCGUGUCAGUGGGGAUGCCAGUACAUUACUUUAAAAAAUGAGGGUUUCCCAGAUUCAAACAGUCAUUUUACAGAUAAAAGGGUUUUGUACUGGAUUGUGUUUCUUCUUCUUUUUAGGAAUUUUGUUUGCUGUGUACGAUGUGUUUUUCACAUUUUAGUGAAGAGUUUGGCAUCUUCUGUGAAGAGCUACAAGCUUAAUCGUUUUGUUUACUGUGAAAUGAGCUACGCUGAAUAAAAACGGCAAGAAUUGA